CGCGUUUUGCUCUCCACUACUCCAUGGUGGUCACGUGGGACAAGUAGUAGUUCGCCUAGAGUCACCCGGGAGCUCCCAAGAGCUCCCUUUGGGUUCAAAACUGCUCCCCUGUCUGCUAUAGGCUCCCUACGUGUAUCACUAUAUGCGCACCGCCUGAAUGUGUAUCGGGUGUCAUCCGAACGAAGCUUGUGUAGUCUUUCAUGCCGAGCAGCGAUCUCAGAACCUGUCUCCGCCAGCCACCUUCCUCUCUCUCUCUACUCUCUCUCUCUCUCUACUCUCUCUCUCUCCUUUCACGGCUGUACGAUAAGCACGCACGCAUAUCUAAGAGAACGGGGUCGACCCGCGUACGCGUAAUCUUUCGAUUUCGUCAGGCCCCACUCGGCUUCGCUUUCGGGGAGUAGCGGGGGGUACGCAUGCGUAAUUUUCCGAGCGAUCAGCUGAUCUUCACGUGCCUGUCUCAGGCUGCGGACACUGUGCAUGCAGCUGGGAGGCUGCGCGCUGUACUGGAGUUUUUUUUUUUUUUUUCUCACUUACAUCCUGCGCCGGGAAACUGCUUGAACACAUGGUCAACGAGCGGCUCACCACAUAUCUCGAGAAAAACGAUCGCUAUCCGCACACCAUGUUCGGCUUCCGCCAGAUGCUUUCCACGCAGGACGUCCUCUUCCAGCUAAAGGAAGAUAUUCUUGACCAUUUGAGCAAACACAGCAAGUCUUCCAUUCUAGCUCUAGACGUAAAGGGCGCCUUUGGUAACGUGAGCCACGAAGCCAUUCUCCGUAACCUAGAAGAUAUCGGCUGUGGAGCCAAAACAUACGCCUACAUGAGCGCUUUCUUCACCAACCGUACGGCCACGGUGGGGAUUGCCAACCUCCGGAGCAAGACAUUUCACCUACCUAACAGGGAUGAUAUCACACUGUGGACGAGAGGCACGAGCACGGGCGAACAGGAGACCCGUCUUCAGGAGGCGGUCAACAUCAUCGAACGAUACCUCAACACCUGCGGCCUCCACUGUGCCCCAGAUAAAUCCGAGCUGUUAGUGCUCGGGGCAUGCAACCGGGGCCGGCCCCCAAGCCACGACGCACCGGACCCACAAGUCCUCCUUCAGGGAGUCCCGAUACCGAAGGUCGACUCACUUCGAAUUCUCGGAGUCGAUAUAGACAAGGACGGGUCCGGCUCCGCCACACUCCCUAGGCUACACAACACCGUGGCACAGCUUACUCAUCUGAUACGACGGGUGGCCAAUCGCCGCAAUGGCCUCUUUUUAACCGAAGAGCAACGGCUGUUUUGA
Molecule: messenger RNA, 1285 nt
Organism: Dermacentor andersoni
Lineage: Eukaryota; Metazoa; Arthropoda; Arachnida; Ixodida; Ixodidae
Source: RefSeq, a predicted model, not a curated record